Porites lobata is the source of this 14265-nucleotide messenger RNA. The record is from the annotation of a GenBank genome assembly. NCBI's taxonomy places the organism in Eukaryota, Metazoa, Cnidaria, Anthozoa, Scleractinia, Poritidae.
AUGAAUUCUGCAACUAAGGAAAUUCAAGAAAUUAAAAAUGCUGCCGCGGCGACUGAAAAGGUGACUGCUUCGCUUCGCAAAGAAAAUGAUCAUUUGAAGGCUGAAGUCGACAAAUUAGUAUGUCGCAACAUACGUCUUGAAGCUCAGUCAAGAAGAAGCAACUUCAGAGUUUACGGUGUCAGAGAUUCUCCACAUGAAACUCCAGCAGAAACCGAGCAAGUGUUGAGAAACGUCCUGUUAAAACAGCUUCAAAUAGCUGAAGAAGACGUAAACAAUAUGAGCUUCGAAAGAGUUCAUCGAAUUUCUAACACCCGAGCUGUUAAUCAAAUCAACAAAUCUAAGAGUCCGCGCCCAAUAAUCGCCAAAGCCAGCUUUUAUCAAGACAAGGAGCAAAUUUUUUCAUACGCUAGAAGCUUACCAAAAGGCUCAAAGAUCGGUGUUGCCAGUGACUUCCCAAAAGAAAUUGCCGAUAUGCACAAGAAACUUUACCCAAUCUUGAAAGCUGCUAAAGCCCAGAAGAAAAAAGCUUUCUUUAAUGUCGACAAACUUAUUAUUGAUGGGCAAGUUUAUCGUGGAAAAGAAACUAAAGAUCUUCCUCUGUACGGUAAAGUUAUGGUACAUGAUUAGUCAGUUGUUGUAAAUAAUUGAUUCCUUUCGCGCUCCCAAGAGUUGCUUCGCUCAUAGCGCCUACUUAUUUAGCAUUAGACUGUUCAUAGGGAACCCGUUUAGGUGUAAGAAGAGGUUUCCCUACUUUGAGCAAUUUGUGCUCUAGUAACUGUGCGUUUUGUGUCUUAGCGUUUGUGUAUAGCCGUUUUUAUUUACAUGUUUGGAAUCUAUUUUGAUAUACUUAGAUUUAUUUCCCUACACUUAGUCUUGUACUCCUUCAGCUUGCGUUAAGGCUGAUUACUAAUGUUUAUUAUUUAAUUUACAUUAAGUACACUUUCAAUUCAAAAUUGCUCACAUUCGAAAAGUUUUUCAAUAUCUUCCUCAACGAAACCGAUAGAAUAUUCUAUGCUGCUAAUUCACGGCUCCUCCGUUUAGACUCUCCUUUUGUUCUUUAAACGUAAGAGGUUUAAAUCAAGCUAGAAAGAGACGGCGGGUGUUUAGAUGGCUCCACAAUCAAAAAUUCGACGUUGUUUAUUUACAAGAAACUUACUCUUCCAAAAGUGUCGAAGAAAUAUGGAAAGCAGAAUGGGGAGGGAAAAUUUAUUAUAGUCAUGGAACAACACAUUCAAAAGGUGUGAUGAUAUUAUUUAAACCGAGUCUGGAUUUCGAAACAGAAAGCAUCUUCGCUGAUAAGAAUGGACGAUACUUGCUAUUAAAAGCCAACGUGCUAGAAUCUUCCUUCUUGUUUAGCAACAUUUACGCGCCAAAUGACUCUACCGCCCAGAUAGCUUUCUUUCGCAAUCUUGAUAACAUUCUCCUACCAUUUGCAGAUGCACAAAUCAUCUUGGGAGGUGACAUGAAUUGCCCAUUAACACCUACAGAUAAAAUGGGUGGUGCUACUGUUCGGAAAAAACAAAAAGUCAUUGACGAGAUUGAAGGCUUAACCCGGCGUUUUAAACUUCAUGACAUUUGGAGAAAUCAACAUACCAACAAAACACAAUUUACAUGGCGUAACAAUUCCUUGAAAGUGCAAUGCCGCUUAGAUUAUUGGCUUGUGUCGAAAGAAUUGUUGAUGUCUGUCAUUGAUACUAACAUCACCAACCCCACAAUAUCUGAUCAUAGCGCUAUCACUUUCACUCUUCAAUCGAAAGAAUACGCUAAACGUGGACCUGGGUUUUGGAAAAUUAAUAACGCUUUGCUGAAAGAUGCAAAUUUCAUUGACGAGCUCGUAAGCAAAAUACCCGAAUACAAAAACAAACACUGUUACCUUACUAAUGAAGGCCUGUACUGGGACAUGCUCAAGAUGGAGAUUAGAGGUUUCUGUGUACAAUACUCAAAAAGGAAAAACAGAAUAAAAAGAAAUAAGGAACGAGACCUUCAGAAAGAAAUUGAUCAGCUAAUGGCCUUGCUGCAAUCCAACAGCUCGAAAGAAAAUAUCACUAAACUCUACCAAUUAAGAGUUCAACUCAAUCAGAUUGCUGAAUAUAAAACCGAGGGUGCAAUGAUUAGAAGUAGGAUACGCUGGCACGAAAAAGGAGAAAAGAAUACUAAAUACUUCUUAAAUCUUGAGAAAAGGAGGUUUGCAAAAACUCAUAUAACUAGGCUUAAAACAAAUAGUGGCUCGGAAACUUCUUGCGAAAAAGAGAUUUUGGAAAUGCAGAGAGCAUUUUAUGAAAAUUUAUAUACGAGCGCUCCCUGUGAUAUUAUUGCACGCGAUACUUUCCUGGGAGACCCUAACCUCGUCAAACUCGACGAAAACGAGCUAAAUGAACUCGAACAGCCUUUGUCGAAAACCGAAUGUUUCAACGUUCUUAAACAGUGUGCUAAAAACAAAUGUCCGGGCAGCGACGGUCUCUCAGUUGAGUUCUAUUUGCACUUCUGGCAUCUACUUGGUGAUGAGAUGGUCCAAAGCUUUAACUAUGCUCAUAAAGUAGAACAACUCAACAUAACACAAAGACAAGGUAUAAUAAAGGUCAUACCGAAAAAACGCAAGAACAGGUUGUAUUUGGAACAUUGGAGACCGCUAACGUUACUUAACGUCGACUAUAAAAUAGCAACCAAAUCUAUAGCCCAUAGAAUCGCUAAAGUCCUCCCCAAAUUAAUAAACGACGACCAAACUGGCUAUGUCAAGGGACGCUAUAUAGGACAGAACAUUAGACUCAUUAACGAUAUCAUGAAGAUAACUGAGCUAGAAAACAUUCCCGGCAUGGCGAUUUUUGUGGACUUUAAAAAAGCUUUUGACACCGUCGACUGGAACUUCCUUUUUAAGACCUUGGAGGCAUUAAAUUUCGGCCCUCAGUUACUACAGUGGAUCCGAACCUUUUACACUGACUGUUCUAGCUGUGUAGUAAAUAAUGGUUACGCCUCUGUCUUCUUUAAACUACAAAGAGAUGUUCGCCAAGGGUGCCCUCUUUUCGGCUCCCUAUUUGCGCUGUGCGCUGAAAUUCUUGCUAAUGCAAUAAGGUCUAAUGCAAAUAUUCAAGGAAUCAACAUAUAUAGAAAGGAAUUCAAAAUUUCACAAUACGCAGAUGAUACCACUGUUUUUGUCUCUGAUAUAACAUCUGCCCAAAACCUCUUCCAACUGCUCCACGCUUUUCAAAUAUGCUCUGGUCUUGAAGUAAACAGAAGAAAGACAGAGGGCUUGUGGCUAGGCGCGAACAAAAACAACCCGGAAGAACCUCUUGAUAUUGCAUGGCCAAAAGACCCUGUAUUUGCACUUGGUAUUCACUUCUCUUAUAAUGACGAAGCUGCUUUCAAAAGGAACUUUGAACAGAAACUGUCCUCGAUGGCUUCCUUGCUAAACUUGUGGUACCCUAGGAACUUAACUUUACAUGGUCGAAUUGUCAUUUUAAAAGCAUUAGCCCUCUCCAAACUUAUUUAUAACACUGCUGUCCUCACUGUCACCCCCGCAUUUAUUCAAAAAGUUAAUAAAGCUAUUACUCAAUUCGUCUGGCAAAAGAAAAAACCAAAAAUAAAACAAACUACCCUGAUUGGCCCUAAAGAAAAAGGUGGUCUCUCAUUGCCUGAUUUUGACAUAAUUAACAAUGCUCUCAAAGCAACUUGGAUCAGAAGACUUGACAGCUGUCCAGUCCCACCGCGAGUUGGACUCACAUUCCUGUUUCCCUGCUAGAGCGAGUUGGUGGUCUCUUUCUCCUUAAAUGCAACUUUGAACUUAAACAUCUUAACAUACACAUUCCAUUGAUCUUUUACGAGAAAGCCUUGUUGGCCUGGCAAUCCAUAAAUUCGUUCACUCCCUCCUCAAAAGAAGAAAUACUGAAUGAAAUCCUAUGGAACAACCGCUUUAUUAGGAUCAACAAUUAUUCAGUAUACUACAAAGCAUGGCAUGUAGCGGGUGUUGAAAAAAUUGGAGAUCUCUUCAACGACAAUACCUUUCUAUCUCGCCAAGACUUCUGCUCAUAUUUUGGUCUUAAAACUAAUUUUCUUACCUACUACGGUUUAUGCAAAGCAAUUCCUCCUAACUGGAUUAAAAUAAUGAAAGGUAAAUUACAACCGCCUUCGAAUAAAUCCAUAAGUAUGGAUAGAAUUCCCGUUGAGAAGCUUUCUUCUAAACUUGCUACCAACUUUUUUGUUGAAAGGAAAUUUGUUCCUGCCACCGCCAAAAAAAGACUCAGAAAAGCUAGUUUAAAUGAACAGCAAAUUUCUCAAAUUUACAAGAUGCCUUUCAGUGCUACGAAAGACAUACAACUCUCAAUGUUUCAGUUCAAGAUCUUACACCACAUCUUACCCACCAACGCUACAUUAUAUAAAUUCGGAAUUAAGGAACAUGACCGCUGUCAUUUAUGCGCUGAAAAGCAAACAAUCACACACCUAUUUGUGACUUACCCCAAUGCUCAGCUGUUUUGGACACAUUUUUCAGUUUGGUGGCGCGAAAAAAACAACAUUAAGCCAUCUCGCUUUCUGAAGCACAAAAACUUUAUGGCAUUACAGACACCGUGCCUCAGUGUCUUGGUUUAAACCUCUGCUUGAUAAUUGCAAAAUACUAUAUUUACACCGCGUCUAAAAAUGAGGAAGAUUAUUUUUUCGACGCUUUUUUGUCUAUCCUUAAAAAUAAAAUACAAAUUGAAACUAGCAAAGCUAAGGUGCAAGUCAAGCUGUAAAAAUAAUUUUCUUGAUUCUGGCUAAUUUCCCUUGUUUUUUGGCUUUUUUGUUUUGUUUGUUUGUUUGUUAUUUAUUUAUUUAUUUUUGUCGUUUUUAGCGUAUUUACUCUUCGUUAAUAGAUAGUAAGUUAGUAAUUAGUUGUAUUAGAAUUCUUUUUUCACUAUUUUGUAACAGACUCCAACUCAUCGGCUCCUGUUUUAUAAGCAUUAUCUUGUAAGUUUAUAUUAUGUAAGUAAGUAGCAUUUAACUUAGCAAGUUACAUGUAAGUAGGUAUUAAAGCUUUAUGUAACUAAGUAAGUACUAUGUAAGUAAGUCAGCAUUAUGUUUGUAAAAACAAUAUAAAAAAUAAAAAAUAAUUAAAAAAAAAAGCAGUAAACUCAAAACCACCCACAAUACCUUUCGGGAUUGUCGCGUGCAGUUCAUCCGACAACCUUCCUCGAAAUAGCUGUAUACCGGAUGUUGGAGCUGUGGUGGGAACAUAGUAACGUAAAAAAAAAAAAUAACUUAGUUGAAUAAUAUUAAGGCUACGUUCACGCGGCACAGGACGAAUUUUCGACCGGUUGAAAGUUCGUGCGUUUAGAUGUUCUGUUCACACGGGAUCACCUUAACCGAACGAAAAUUUAGACGCCUAGCCGUUUAAAGUUCCCUGUGAACAGAGUGAAAAUAUUAAACGGUCCCGGGUGAACGAAGUGCAUGGUCAAAUUUUGCCGCCGGUGGAAAGAUUUGUCCGGUGCCUUGUCUACGUAGCCUGAGAGUGCCGAUUUAACAGAUAAGUUUUUUCGCGAGUUUUUUGCACUUUUCUUGUUGCCUUGGUGAAGAGAGAGACCACAGAUUGCCAUAUUUUGGCUGGAAUCAUCGACGAGAUUGAAAUGGCUGGAUACGGUUUUAAAUACUUCUUUGUCAUUUGUUUCAACAUCUCCAAUUUGUUUGCGAAACGGUCUUAAAUAUGCAGAACUAGUCGUAACUUCACAGAAAGUUCACUCAAUAGGUGUUAUUUCUCUGUAUAUUUCUUUUUCUGCAAAUCUACAUUUCCGUGUAAGCUCUUGUCUCUCUUCUCUGUCUUCGCCAGCCUCGCAUUAACUGCUGUCUUAAAAAAUCAGGAAGAGAAACCGGGAUUUUGAGUUAGCACUCGUCCAAUUUCGAAUUCGUCGCGGCCGCUGAAUAGAAACACUGAAGACUCACUUAUACAAGGUUAACCUCGACCAAAGGUAAAUAUAUUUGCAAAUCCCAGUCCGAAGAAGACCUGAGUACAAUUGUGUCUGUUGGUUUAAACUCAAAUUCGGGCACCUUCUUGCCGGUAUUUUUGAAUAUUUUAAUUAAGGUCGAGGCUAACCCUGUAUAAAUAAGUCUUCUGCGCUUGUAUUCAGCGGCUACGACGAAUUCGAAACUGGACUAUUAAACUUGGGCAUAAGCCUUGAUUUUUCUCAGACUAUAUAAAUAUGUAAUGUAUUUUAUCUACCACACCCAAUCGGCUGGUGCCGAGAAAUGGGUUUGACCGUAUACUAAGUAAAUUAGACGCCCCCUUCCCCCCUCUCUACCUGAUUUUUUUACAGGGGAGGGGGAGGGGGCGUCUGCACACACGCUAAGUAAAUUGGUGUCGCCGAUGGGAUUUCAAAAUGUCUUCCCGGGAAUAGGGCGCCCGUCGUGGGGACGUAAAUGUCAACGAUUUCUGUUCUUUCAUCUUGUUUUAGUUGCAGUAAAGACCUACUGAAUUGUGUUGUGGAAAAAAAAAAUGAUCUGGUGAGCAAAUAAAAAGAAUCAUUUAGACUUACUCUUUGCAUUUCAUACAGAAUUGACAUGAGAACUAUUGUUUAUUUUGUAGGAUCUACUCAAAGAAUGCUUCGAGAAUAUCAAAGGAAUUUCUGAGGAUUCAGUUGUUGUUUGCUUACGUCACGUCCUGAGGUUUGUGGUUCCUCUUUUCUCAAACUUUAUUAAGUCUACUUCUGUCGCAGGCUACCGCUACUUUUGGGAUGUUCCUUGGAAAGCUAAAAAGCUAAUUAUAUUUCAUUGUUUCUGUGGGAGCGUAAGUACCGCAUACCGAAAAAUGUUUUACAGAUAAUGGUCUGUAAAUCACCCUUUUCUGCGAGAUGUUCAUUAAAACAACAACAACAACAUUUAUUUUUAAGGAAAUGCAUUUAUCCCUUUAUGGAUGCGAAAGUAUGGUUAAAAAAUUUUAAAAUAUCAUGCAGGAUUCUUGCAAGAUACCUACAGACCUGGUUCCUACUUAAACUGAAUCCAAAACUUGUUAACUUUCCUAGUCUGCACGUUGGCAGCAUAAAAUUUUAAUCCAUUUCCUAUUAGAAUAGAGUCCUCUUCGAAGGAAAACGACCUGGAUGGACUACAAACCGAAGAUGAUGUUCAUAAGAUGCCUUUGGGCAAGACAACUGCCAAGUAUUUGUAUCCUGAAAUUUGCAGCAUACAGUAAUUGAAAUAAAGUGAACCAGUUUUUUUAGAAGCUAAUGUCAUUUUUUAGCACUAUAUGUAUUGUCAAAAUACAAUUUGAAGUUGAAAUUAUAUUUUCUAUGUGGAGACUCUAAUUUGCUUGUUCAGGUCUCUACUCCUUAACUGUUUGCAAGAUCAUCGAUAUUAAGUUACCCUGUAAACAACGUUUUCCUUCUCCCAUGCUUAAAGCAGCUGUCCUUUGAAGACGCUGUUGUAAGUAUUUUAUCAAUGUUAGUUUGUAUCACCGACUUUUUUUAAAAUUCUUUUGCAUGUCAUAUCUUUUAUUUGGUGCCUUAAACAGAAGGAGUCAGGGUGUGGUUCACUCCGCUCAAAUGCGUCCAAAAACACCAAAAUCGGUAGUUCCGUUUUAUCACUUGCUAAGACCAGGCCUCAGUUGUUCAGAUGUUGGUAUAUUGUAUCGAUAUCCAUCGUGUAAAUUAUUAUCCCGCCGCAGCGGAUACGCCGCGUCAAGGAAACUAUUUGGGCUGUCCGGUGGAUAGAGAUUAAUCCAGUGGAUAGCGUUAUCCAGCUUUUGAACACCUGGGCCAGUACAACAAUGUUUUUCCAUCUGUGGCAGAGACCUAUAUAACACCACUGGAAAGAACAACACGGACUUUUAAAAUUUAAUGAAUAUCACUGUAAGAAUAUAGUAAUGAGCCAUAUGAAAGUCACUGCCCAUUAACUUUUAUUCGAAUGCUCAGCCUUAAGGUGACUCGACCCAGUUAUUUUGUGAGGGUACCAUCCUACUUUGAAGCUCUCUGGUAUCCCCCCUAUACUUUGAUCAUAAGUCUAACAUAUAGCAUGGAUAACACAUAGAUCAAUCUACAAUGACCGCGUUUGGCUGACUUCCGAAUGCUCACCGAGAUAUGAUAAUUUUGGUACGGUGAGACAGGCGAUCGCGUGAUACACAGAGGUUUAACUCACGAUUUUUAAUCAAUUCUCGUGCUUCUUGUGUCUUUGCAAAAAAAAUCAAGAAAUGCUUCACACUAAAUCUACUCGAAUAGCAUUCAACACCCCGGCCAUUUUCUUUUAAGAGUUUUUAAUUCUCGACAUGAUGUACACUCAGCUGGCCGGAGACGUUACGUGACAGGAAUCCCUUCUAUUUUCUCAUACUAAAUUAUCAUAUCUCGGUGAGCAUUCGGAAGUCAGCCAAGCGCGGUCAUUGCACGCGUGCUGAACAAGAAUGCUGUAUAAUGACAGACUAAAAACAAUAGAAAAGUCCCAAAGCACAAACUCAGCCAAAACGCUAAAAAUCUUCAAUGUUUACUCAAGUUUGGGCUUACAAAAGAUAAUGUCACAGUUUUUCAAUGACCAUGAAAUUCAAAAUCCGGGCAGUUAGUUAAUCAGUUGUGGCCCUGAAAAACUUUGAGGGAAAAAAACUACGAGUUUUUAAGAAAAUGCUUUUUCGUGAGAAGCACUCUUAAACGCUGACAAACGUCAACAAAUAGCUAACGCGUGCAUUUAUAAGGCACUAAAGCUUUUCGCUGACUUGCAAUGACCCAUCUGUUAUAAAGAUCCCCAAAAUAAAGGGAUAAAUGUCAUAGUUUAUCAGAUAUAAUCGUGUAAAGUUUGCUUAUCAUUUUCACAUAAAUUAUGACCUAAAUUUGGAAACCGCUGAAUUUCUCGCAUUGGGUCUUUGCGAUUUUGGUGAAACUCUGGUCAACGCAAGGCACUAAUGCGAAUUAUAUGUAGCCGAGAGAUUUUCACGAAAAAAUGCCGGCAACAGCAGAAUUUCCACUAAGACCCCAAAGAGGCGUGGCACUGUAACCACUACACAUUUACUCCGAUCGCCCAACAUUUUAUGCUAUAUUGUAGAUUGAUCUACAUGUUAUCAUGCUAUAUGUUAGACUUACGAUCAAAGUAAAGGUGGGGAUGCCAGAGAACUUCAAAGUAGGAUGGUAUCCUCACAAAAUAACUGGGUCGAGUCACCUUAAGCAUUUCAUUCUCAAACUCAAAGUAAUCCUAUUUGUUCCCGAAUAUAAACAGUGUCAGUCACAGGAAAGUACUGUACAGCCCCCGAAAUGAUCCCGACUGUCAUUUAAUUAGUUUCUUACACGGCGGCUUGAAGAUAUGAAUUUUAUUUUCUCGUGGCAAAAACAUAUUGUUUUGCCACUCGAAAAUAAAAUUCAUAUCUUCGCGCCACCGUGUAAUAUCCUCUAUCUAUUUACGCACGUAAAAAUAACGCUACAGUGGAAAUCCACCUUUAUACGUAGACACGUAGCCUAGGUCACGGUGGCGGCGCUUAAAGGAGGAAGAAAAAGCGGGGGUAAAAGCGCGCGAGUGAAAAAAGAAGAGAACUGAUUCCUUCCAUCCUCCCUUCCAUGUCUCCCUCUAACAGUUUUUGUUUGUUUGCUUGUUUUUAUAGUGUGAAACAGCAGAGGGAUUGGAGCUUACAAGAAUCUCAGUCGUCGAUGAAUCGUUCAAUGUAAUUUACGACACACUUGUUAAACCUACCAGGCCAAUAAUAGACUACAAAACGAAGUAAGUUAUCUCAAGCUCCUCGCGAUUAAUCCGGCUCGCUCAAAUUACAGUUGACCAGUAGCUGAAAAGGGGCUACUUUUGAAGCUGUAGUGGCUCUUCAGUAGAUAUGAAGAGCAAUGCAAGCCAAGACUUAGGUCUAAAUAUUGAGGGUUCAGCCUUGAAAACAUAUGUGUCUGCAUAUUUAGUGGCUUGUUUGACUUACUAAGGCGUGGUUGCCAACCAGGACCUGUUUUGUUGUUUGUCCUAAAGUGGGGCUGUAUUCAGUAGUUUAGUCGAAUACUUAUUUAUUUAGAAAGACCACUCCUUUUUACCAGAUUUUAAGUUAUGUGUCCGUAGAGAACGGCUGCCGAGGAAAUAAGGCAGCGUCUGCAACACAAAGCCAGACAGUUUUUUUUUCUUAAUCGUACUAGUGUUUUUUGUGACCUUGCCGGUAUGGAUGCACCUGCUAACAUGUGAGAAGUGAUCUGCAGUAAAAGUGCAAGUAAACUAUAAUGGAAAUAUUUCCGUAAAGUCCUGCGCCGGAAAAAAAUCUUCUAUAGAUAAUAGAGAGAUUUAGAGUGACAUUUCGACAAACGGCCAACGGCAGACUCAAGUUGAAAAUUUCUCAAGAUAGAAUAUGAGCAGAUAAAAACCGUCUAAAACAAUUCUUAUGGAUGAAAAAAACAUGAAACUACUUAUUUUUUUUUUGUAGAAGUAAGGAAAAGUUAAAGAGACAGUCACGUGGUACAAAUUCACGUUUGCCGUGUCAUACGCGACUCUAAAUCUCCCCAUUAACUAUAGAAAAUUUAGCCUGCGUGGCAGGCGCAAAAAGGGGAGGGGGAGGGGGGAGGGAGAAAGGGAAAAGGGAAGGGAGCGCCUGCUCUAAGAGCCUAUGUUUUUGCAUAACGCCUACCAAUUUUCUAGUAAUCCGAUUACGCUUAGUGUCAAUCAAGUGUCGCUACACUCGCCAUUGCAGAAAAACAUUACACUCACGGACCAAAGAAAUUCACUUAGUUAUUCAGAUCCAGAAGGCACUUUGGAGAAAAUUGGAAUCCUUAUUCAGCCGUAAUUAAAAAAGCUUUACGCUUCAAAAGAGGUCAAAGAAAUUGCGCUUGCAUCAGAGGGCAAAUCCUGCCGACCAGAAAACAAUAACUACAGUCAAUCGAUAUGUAUGUCAUGACCUCUCAGUGUGAAACAUGCGGCUAAAAUAACAUUUUCUCAGUAUAAAUGCAGAACCUUCCAGAGCAUAAUCUACCCAGCAGAUAAAGACAACUUUAUUGGAAUAAGCAGCAUUUUGGCAUAAGGUAAAACCACCCUCUUUUAUUGCUAAGUUACAUCGGCGAAUGUCAUCGUUCGAUAAAUUGGCUAAAUCUUUCGCUGGGUAGCCCAACAAUUCCAUCUCCUGCAACUGGUCUUCGAUAAUACUUUUCAGUGGCGAAAUGACGAGAAUCGCGGCAUUACCAUUUAGCUCGUAGUUCUUCGCGCGUACAAACAUUUGGUAAAUUAAUAGCCUGCGUGGCAGGCGUUUGAAAGGGAAGGGAAAGGGAGUUUUAGGUGCGAAAGAAGUGCGAGGGGCGCGCGAGGAGGGAGGGAGGGAAACGCCUGCCAGGAAACCAUUGUUUUCGCCAUCCCGCCUACUACUUAUGUAUGCAAAAAUAAUGCAACUGUGAAUGACUUGCUGUGAAAUAAGUCUGGCCGCGAUGCGCUUAUUUAAGUCGUAUUUCGCGUACUGUUUUUCUUUUGUUUUCCUAAAACAAGAAAUCUGAAGUAAAGGUACUAUUAAAAAAAGUAUAAAAUUAAUGCGGUCGUCCGUUGAAGGAAGAAAAGUCGCAACCAUGCGUGGCUUGUUAUAUAAAAUACAGCAUAAAUCUAUUACGUUUUUGCUGAAGGUAUCGAGUUGGACUUCCCAACUUGCAUGCAAUGUUUGUCGGAGAAAGUUUAAUUUCUCCGACAAACAAAGUGGUUGUAAUUAAAAUUACAACCACUUUGACUCUCGAACUGGAUCCAGCGGAGCAUACAAAAGAACACUGGUAAAAGCGCUGAACUUCAAAGAUCUACAAUAAGGCUGGCGGCUUUAUAACGUCUAUAACCAGCAAGAAGAAGUCCUCAAACUGAAAAUCGCUAACGAUUAUAGAUCGCUUCGUCCUCAACAAUCUGGUCGUUGGUAAAGCGUAGCCUGCGUGGUAGGCGUUUGAGGUCAAAGAGCAGAUAACAAGCACACAGGCAGCAUUUUUUCUUUCUUUCUUUCUUCUAGUGAGUAAAACAAGCCGUUGGGAGACAAGACUUCUCAAAACCAGUCAGCAAAACUCAUCUAGCUGACAGGUCUUUUCCUUCAUACGAGUCUUUUAACUGCUUUCUUCUAUUCUCCUUUCAAGCUGAAAUAGAUGCCUUCAGUUUCUAAUCGUUCUAAAACGAUGAAUUCCAUACAGAAAUCUCAUCACGCCUCACUAACAACAUAUUUUUAAAUGAUUACUGAAAGAUCGAUUAAGUUACUCAGUAGCGUGAUGUUGAUUUCAGCCAAUCGGAUUAAGGUAUUAAGGCUGUGAUUGACAUGUUUUGAAGACAGACCAAUCAGGAUUUUAACAUUCGCCUGGUGGAUGUUAAAAACGAGAAACACAAUGGUCUCCUGGCAGGCGUUUCCCUCCCUCCCUCCUCGCGCGCCCCUCGCGUUUCUCUCCCGCCCAAAACUCCCUUUCCCUUCCCUUUCAAACGCCUGCCACGCAGGCUAGUAAAUUAAACUCUUGCCGUAUCCGGUCCGCAAAACCGCCAGAACAUCUCUGUCGGCUAAAAGAGCCUUUACUGCUGAUUCUUGCUCUGGUUUUAAAACAGUUUCUUUACCACUAGAUAAAUUCACAUCUCUCAAAGCACUCUCUACGACGUGACAUCCACGUCUACCGCUGCCAUCUCGACUGUUUGUUGAUUUGUGAAACGCGCAUUUCAAUAUGUUACUCAUUACGGCUCAGCCAAUCAGGAAUUUGCGGACGCCAGCGUCGCAGAUAUGAACAAAAGGGGGUUCUUAGAGCAGGCGUCCCCUCCCCCUCUCCCCAAUCCCCCUCCCCUUUUUCCCUUCCUCCCUAUCCCCUACCCGCUACCCCUUUCGACGCCUGCUACGCAGGCUAUAGAAAAUUACGCAAAAAGAGCAACAGCACAAAAUCCAUCAGUCUUACGGGAAAUCCUCGAAGAUCUUCAAGUUAAGGGUAUAGAUACUUACUUGCGUCUCCCCCUUUUUUUGUGAAGGUUUAGUGGCAUAACAAAGAAGACACUUGAAAAUGUUACUACAACAUUGGAUGAUGUCCAAAAAUGUUUAAUCGAUAUUCUGCCGCAUGAUGCAAUUUUGAUCGGACAUUCCUUGGAAAAUGAUCUGCGAGCCUUGAAGGUGAGUUUGUUUCACAGGUUAGUGUCAACUGUUGUCUGGCGUUUUGAAAGAAAAUAAAAAACGUGACCAUUAUUCCACCAAGAAAGGUUUCUCUCUUUAUCCAUUCGUUUUGGAUUCCUAAAACGCAACUUAUGUAAGAUGCGUCUAAUUUCCCUAGUAACAAAAUACCCUUGAAACCUUCAAUCUUUAAGGUAUUUUUAUUUCAUCUGUCAAGAUAUUCUCUGAUUGUAUACAAAUCAUUGUAUUUCUCUAAUGUUUACCUUAUAUUUAUUUCUUUCUAGCUGCAUCACAGACGUGUGAUUGACACUUCAGUCUUAUAUGACAGUAGUAGUGGUCCUUUAUUUAAAUCUUCACUCAAAUGUCUCACUAAACAGUUUUUGAAGUAAGUGUUCAAUCGCGUGCGUACUUUCCACAUUUUCGCAAGGGCAUCUUAGUAAUUCCCAGUUUGUUUAGUGACAAUAUUCAUUUGUAAUCUUUGACCUGCACUUCUGUGUUUCUUGCGAUGUAAUGGAAACUUUUUUCUAUGUACAGUAAAAAGAUUCAAAGUGGAUCAGAUGGCCAUUGUUCAAUCGAAGAUGCUAAAGCUUGCAUGGAGUUGGUUCAACUGAAAAUUAAAAAUGGUAAAUUUGUUUACUUUAUUUUCACAAGAGAACAGAUUUCUGACUCCGCGCUGUGUGUUACAAGACUCAAAAAUCCAUCUUUUAGAGCAGGUGUAGUAUUAUACUACGCUAAUUCCCAAACGUUGAAGUUCUCAAUGGCCACCAGGAAGUGGAGUGGGUUUAGAUCGCGAAAAUUGAUCGUGGUCCCGGAGCACGAUCAUUAAAAAUGACCAUUUUUCAGACAGAGUGGCCAAAUUUAUAGUCGAGGGGUGCAAAGCAAUAAAACCGCUGCGAGCAUGGGCGAUCCCGAGGAAAUGCGCAAGAUGAUACAGAAUUCUUGCGACGAGCUAAUUAAUUAUGCAGUAAGAAUAGUGGCUCGAAUGUGAGUAGUAGAAAUGUAGAAGACUAAUGCUUUAGUUUAGUUUUUUCAUCAGUCGUCGAGUGGACAUACCAGAUUUGCUUGAGAGGCCUCGAGGGAAGUUACGCCUGACAAAGCGUUUCUUGUUUUCUUAAUUCUACUAUUUUUUCCUUGCCUUGUUAACGUUAUUCCUUGUUUGUUUGUUUUUAGGUCCAAACUUUGGAAAACCGUCAAUGAAUAAAGAAGGGUAUGCAAACUUAGUUCAAAAUAUUCACGUAAAGAUAAUUCCAUCAGUUAUUUGUUAA